This is a messenger RNA of Folsomia candida, 1953 nucleotides long. RefSeq lists its product as uncharacterized. The transcript is spliced from 2 exons. The record is from RefSeq and is a predicted model, not a curated record. NCBI's taxonomy places the organism in Eukaryota, Metazoa, Arthropoda, Collembola, Entomobryomorpha, Isotomidae. The coding region runs from base 479 to 1798 and encodes 439 amino acids.
UAGGCAAGUAAUUUGCAAAAAAAUUUUCCUUAAAUCAUGUAUCUACAUAGGUAUGUACUUGUCUAUUUUCCUCAUAUUAGAGGGCGUUACAACGGUUUAAUCGCAUUCAGCCAUUACAAGUUUAAUAUUUGAACAAUAACUUAGAAUUAUCAGCCAUAAUUAAAACGUCGCCUUUGUUUCAAUUUUGUCAGAAAGUAAAUAUAUACAUAGCUUAAAAUCGGUGAAUGUAGAGCUAAUCAUAUUUCGUAGAAAUAACGCAGAAUUUCUUCAGCCAGUUAUUAAUUCUAAGUUAUUGUUCACCAAUUAAACAAUUAAAUAAUCUCGCGUCCAAAUCAAGUCAAUUUUCAAACCCUUAUUUGCGUGGUACAUAUUUAAUCUCACUAAUUAAAAACGAGUACGCAGAUGAAUGGAAUUUAAUUGGAAUGAACUCCAACAAUUUUGUACAUUCUGUGUAUCAAUUCCAAUUUGCUAAAUACUCAUGCAUUCGUUAUCGUUAAGAGAAGCCAGCAACAUGAUUCUUCAGCCGGUGCUCCCAUUAAUAGGUUAUUUGGUAAAAAUCUGUUCCUUUUUAAAUUUUACACCCAUUUACUGGGAUAAGGAAAAUAAUUGGUUGGAAAUCCGAAGGGGUUGGAUACCACGCCAAAGAAAAUAUGUUUAUUUCACAAGUCGCUUGGGAUGCUACGCUUUCGGAGCCUUUAUCCUCAUUAAUUACACGUUUUACUGGCGAAAGCCCAGCAUUCUCACCUUAACUGAGGAAAUAAUUAGUGGGACAUUCACAUUUACAUACGUCAUGCUGUCCCUGUUUAAUUUAUUUCUUGAUUUCCGUUCUCGAGAAAUGAUUCAGCUCAUGAAAUGCUUUGUACAAGUGGAGAAAACGUUCAAAGGUGGAGAAGAAAGUAAUUUUGUUAAUUAUACAAUAUUAAUUUCACUGCUCGUAAAAUUUAAUUUGCGUUUUGCAGAAAUCAAUACAAAUGAGAAAUUUAUUGUCAACAUUAUACGCAUCAUUUUAUCCUGGCUCCUCGUUAUCCUGCCGAUUACAACAAUUGCAAAUUGGGUAUUAUUCGCGAUAAUGCCUUGCCACCCCCCGUUUCUCGGAUCAAUCCAUCUCGACCGGAUAAGUGGGAGGUGUCUGUUAUCAGAGAACCUUACCGCGAGAAAAGUUAGCUUUAUCGCUAUUACCGCAACAUUUCAGGCGAGCAUGUGGUACAUUUUGGUUACAUCGGCUGGAUUCACAAUCGUCUCCACAUUUUUGAUUUGCGUCAUUUGCCUUUAUCUUUUCCAGUGUCGAUUGCUUAAUAUGAAGAGGCGUGAAAAUACUGGAGCAUCAUCGAUACCGACUCGUGGAUACGUCCUUAUCAAACGAUACCUGAUCUUGACUAUGCUGGAGAUUCGAUUUAACGAUAUCUUCGCCUCGAUUUUUCUCCCCCUGAUUCUUUCCAUGAUUACAUUGGUCAACAUAAUUUUUACGGUGUUGCUUAUCCUUUUAAAAUCGGUUGUGCUGAGCAAUCCUGGUUUAAUCGUCAUUCCAAUUAAUAUUGUUAAUGGGUACACGUGCUACAUUGGCAUUACGACGACGGCUGGGAAGGUUAAUCAUAUCUCGGGAAAAUGCAUUAAUCAGUUAGCAAGAUUAUCGACAAAUGCUGGCCAUUUCACGAAAAGACGUCGCGCACUGAGACAAAUUAGGAUACGAUUUGCUCAAAAUUUCAUCGAUAUUAAGACACCGCUGGUAAUGAUGAGUUUCUGUAUUGUGCAGAUUGCGAACGUUUUAAUCCUUGUGAGGAAUAAGAGACCAUUGUAAGAGUAAUAUUUUCAACUAAAUCACAACAUUUUACUAUCAGCUAAAUUUUACGGUUCCAAAUUCCACGUAAAUGUUUUUAUUUUUAAACGUGAAAUUAAAAAAAUACUUUAAAAAUGUGAGAAUACAAAAAUAAUGGUGAACUAUUUGAAUUAAAU